Molecule: messenger RNA, 3130 nt
Organism: Bufo bufo (common toad)
Lineage: Eukaryota; Metazoa; Chordata; Amphibia; Anura; Bufonidae
Gene: PSMD1
Product: proteasome 26S subunit, non-ATPase 1
Exons: 25
Coding region: 106-2961 (951 amino acids)
Biological process (GO): regulation of protein catabolic process; proteasome-mediated ubiquitin-dependent protein catabolic process
Cellular component (GO): nucleus; proteasome complex; proteasome storage granule
Molecular function (GO): enzyme regulator activity
Source: RefSeq, a predicted model, not a curated record
GUCAUGACGUGCAGUGUGCGCCGGAAGUGGCAGAGUGAUACAGCGCUUUGCCGGGAGCAGUUCACCGGGAUACCGUAAAAGAGAGGAGACGAGACACCGGGCACGAUGAUCACCUCUGCGGCUGGUAUUCUGUCCCUUCUCGAUGAAGAGGAGCCUCAGUUGAAGGAAUUUGCCCUACAGAAAUUGAAUGCAGUCGUCAAUGAUUUCUGGGCAGAGAUAUCGGAGUCUGUGGAUAAAAUUGAAGUGCUAUAUGAAGAUGAGACCUUUAGAAGCAGGCAGUUUGCUGCCCUUGUGGCCUCCAAAGUGUUUUACCACCUCGGGGCUUUUGAAGAGUCCCUGAACUACGCCCUGGGCGCCGGAGAUCUGUUUAAUGUCAAUGACAAUUCUGAAUACGUGGAGACUAUUAUAGCCAAAUGUAUAGACCAUUACACCAAGCAGUGUGUAGAAAAUGCUGAGCUCCCAGAGGGUGAGAAGAAGCCGGUGGAUGAGCGCUUAGAAGGGAUCGUGAACAAGAUGUUCCAGCGCUGCCUGGAUGACCACAAAUAUAAGCAGGCAAUAGGGAUUGCUCUAGAGACUCGACGGUUGGAUGUUUUCCAGAAAACCAUUUUAGAAUCGAAUGAUGUCCCUGGAAUGUUGGCCUACAGUUUGAAGGUCUGCAUGUCUCUAAUGCAAAACAAGCAGUUCAGGAAUAAAGUUCUUCGAGUCUUGGUCAAAAUCUAUAUGAACUUGGAAAAACCAGACUUCAUCAAUGUGUGCCAGUGCCUCAUCUUCCUGGAUGAUCCUCAAGCUGUUAGUGACAUUUUAGAGAAGUUGGUGAAGGAGGAAAACUUGCUCAUGGCGUAUCAGAUAUGCUUUGACUUGUAUGAGAGUGCCAGCCAACAGUUCCUGUCCUCUGUCAUUCAAAAUCUCCGGACUGUCGGAGCCCCCAUUCCAUCAGUACCAGGGUCAACAAACACCGGCACAGUACCAGGGACUGCAAAAGACAGCGAAGCAAUGGAAACUGAGGAGAAACCCACAAGCACAACUGGCAGCAAAUCCACAGACUCGAGUCCAGAACCGAAAGAUCAGAUUUCCAAAAUGAUAAAAAUCCUAAGUGGGGAGAUGGCCAUAGAGCUGCACUUACAAUUUUUGAUCCGGAAUAACAAUACAGACUUGAUGAUCCUAAAGAACACUAAGGAUGCAGUGAGGAAUUCUGUGUGUCAUACGGCUACGGUAAUAGCAAACUCUUUUAUGCACUGUGGCACCACCAGUGACCAGUUCCUCAGAGAUAAUUUAGAGUGGCUGGCAAGAGCUACAAAUUGGGCAAAGUUCACUGCGACAGCUAGUCUAGGAGUCAUUCACAAGGGUCAUGAGAAAGAGGCCUUGCAGCUUAUGGCUACUUAUUUGCCUAAAGACACUUCCCCUGGCUCUGCAUACCAGGAAGGAGGAGGCCUGUAUGCGUUGGGACUUAUUCAUGCCAACCAUGGUGGUGAUAUAAUAGACUACCUACUCAACCAGCUGAAGAAUGCCAGCAAUGAUAUUGUGCGUCAUGGUGGAUGCCUAGGUUUAGGUUUGGCUGCAAUGGGAACAGCACGUCAAGAUGUUUAUGAUCUCCUCAAAACCAAUCUCUACCAGGAUGAUGCUGUGACAGGGGAGGCUGCAGGCCUGGCACUUGGCUUGGUUAUGCUUGGAUCUAAAAACGCCCAAGCCAUAGAAGACAUGGUUGGAUAUGCCCAAGAGACACAGCAUGAGAAGAUCUUACGAGGGUUAGCAGUUGGCAUUGCCUUGGUCAUGUACGGCCGUAUGGAAGAGGCAGAUGCUCUAAUUGAGAGCCUUUGCAGAGACAAGGACCCAAUCCUGCGUCGUUCUGGCAUGUACACUGUUGCCAUGGCUUAUUGCGGAUCAGGAAACAACAAGGCCAUUCGUCGCCUGCUCCAUGUUGCGGUGAGCGAUGUGAACGAUGAUGUGAGAAGGGCCGCCGUGGAGUCGCUUGGCUUCAUCCUGUUCAGAACACCAGAGCAAUGCCCAAGUGUAGUGUCCCUCCUGUCGGAGAGCUACAAUCCUCACGUGCGGUAUGGAGCUGCCAUGGCGCUUGGUAUCUGCUGUUCUGGCACUGGAAACAAGGAAGCUAUUAACCUCCUGGAACCCAUGACCAAUGACCCCGUGAAUUAUGUGCGUCAAGGUGCACUCAUCUCCUCUGCCCUCAUCAUGAUCCAGCAGACAGAGGUCACUUGUCCAAAAGUCAAUCAGUUCCGGCAACUGUAUUCCAAGGUGAUCAAUGACAAGCAUGAUGAUGUGAUGGCAAAGUUUGGCGCCAUACUGGCACAGGGAAUCCUUGAUGCAGGCGGACACAAUGUGACCAUCUCUCUGCAGUCUCGCACCGGUCACACUCACAUGCCUUCCGUGGUCGGAGUGUUAGUUUUCACUCAGUUCUGGUUCUGGUUCCCACUGUCGCAUUUCUUAUCUUUAUCUUUUACUCCGACCUGUGUGAUUGGUCUUAAUAAGGAUCUGAAGAUGCCAAAAGUUCAGUAUCGAUCAAAUUGCAAACCUUCAACAUUUGCAUACCCUGCUCCACUAGAAGUGCCCAAGGAGAAGGAAAAAGAGAAGGUCUCCACUGCUGUCUUAUCCAUUACAGCCAAGGCAAAGAAGAAGGAAAAAGAGAAGGAGAAGAAAGAGGAGGAAAAAAUGGAAGUGGAUGAGACAGAAAAAAAGGAAGAGAAAAAGAAGGAACCAGAACCAAACUUCCAGCUCCUUGAGAACCCAGCUCGGGUGAUGCCUGCCCAACUCAAAGUACUUACCAUGCCAGAGGGCUCCAGAUAUCAACCUUUUAAACCUCUCUCAAUUGGUGGCAUCAUAAUUCUCAGGGAUACUAGUGAGGAAGAAGAACAGCUAGUGGAACCUGUUGCUGCGCAUGGUCCGAAAAUUGAGGAAGAGGAGCAAGAGCCAGAACCCCCAGAGCCAUUUGAAUAUAUUGACGACUAAAUGUGUUUGCUUUAAUUUAAUGUCUGAUAUCAGGAUGAAUGCCGGAAGCUGCAGCAUCAUGAAGGCUGCAUGAUAAAUGUCUGCACCCCUUUCCUGUGCAGGAUCCCUGGACUCCAUGUUACUGAUCACUGGUCUCUUUUCAAAUAAAAAUUAGAAAAAAGAAGUAAAA